Messenger RNA from Mesocestoides corti, 510 nucleotides. The record is from the annotation of a GenBank genome assembly. NCBI's taxonomy places the organism in Eukaryota, Metazoa, Platyhelminthes, Cestoda, Cyclophyllidea, Mesocestoididae.
AUGGAAGGUCGAGACUCACAUACUGAGAAUCUGUAUUCCAAAGUGGAACCAACCACGCCACUGCUACCCGGGGUUCCGUUGAACACAUCCCACCGUAACGACAACGACUACCUCCAGUAUCCGUCCGCCAGUAGUAUAACUUCCCACGAAAUCGACACAAGCCGAGAACAGCUGCAGCAGUCGAUGCCUCUGUUCUCACCUGGUUGCCAUGCCACGCCUAUUGGUGUACGUGUGUCAAUAAAAAAAUACGCUUCCGGUUCGAGUUGGGUACCCCCUCAAGCCCUCCCACAACCCCUCCUCUACUCAAGCCAGUCGGCCGGUGGUUGCCUUGUCACUGGGAUUUGCGGGCUGCGAUCUCAUUUUACUGGCUGGGGUGUUUGUGUUGCUAUGGCCACAGUUGAGGCAGCAGCCGUGGCAACCGGUGGGGAGGGGUGGGAGGCAAGUGACCACGCUUGUCCCCCUCUGACCUACUUCGCGGUGAUGGAGACUGUACGUGACCUCGUUCACUGA